AUGGCGGCACCCCUGGCCCUGGCAUUGGCACUGCCCCUGGUGCUCUCCCUGCUCUGCCUGGCACCGGCGCCCGCCUUGGGAGGAUGCCCGUGGGCUUGCCGGUGCUCUUUUAUCAUGGUGCAGUGCCAGGAGGCCAAUAGCAUCACCAGCAUCCCGGCGCUGGUAGCCCAAGAGAGCGAGAACGUGACGGAGAUCUUUAUAGAAAACCAAGCGGGCCUGGAGAACAUUACAGAAAUUGAUUUUGUCAACUACAAAGAACUGAAGAACCUCACCAUCACAGACUGUAAACUGAGGCUGAUCUCUGCCAACGCCUUCCAGAACAACCCCAAGCUCCAAUACGUGAACCUUGCAUCAAACUCCCUGGAGUAUAUCAGCUGGAAGGUGUUUCAUUUUCUGCCGCUGCUCAACCUGGUUUUGAAGGACAACCCUCUCGUUUGCUCAUGUGAUAUCCACUGGCUGCAGCAGUGGCAGCGUAAUGAACGCGGUGACCUGGAAAACCAAGUCUUGUAUUGCAAGUCCGACAACCAGGAAAUCCCACUGAACUCUUUGGAGCUGGAUAAUUGCAGUCUGCCUGAGGUGGUGAUUCGAGCCUCUGACAGUAAGAUCCAGGAGGGGGGCAACCUGACGUUUGAGUGCCACGUGACAGGAAGUCCCACUCCGACGGUGACCUGGGCACUGGAUGGCCUGGCUUCUCAAUACAACAUCCAGGGGAGAAUCUGGGACUCCAUGGUAGAGCUUGUCCUUCACCUCACCAAGGUUUCCUCCAGCGACAACCUCCACAACCUGACGUGCCAGGCCGAGAACCAAGCUGGGCCCGGGGAGGAGAUGGUGCAGUUGGACAUAGAGUUUCCAGUCAAAAUCAUCUUCCUGAGAGACGCUGAAUCCCAGCACCACUGGUGUUUCCCCUUCGCUGUGGACGGCAAUCCUGAGCCAUCCAUCCGCUGGCUGUACAACGGCUCAGCGCUCACAGAGACCCGCUACACCUACACCCAGCUCAUCCCUGACACAGACGAUGGAUCGGUGAAACACGGCUGUCUGUUCCUCAACAAGCCCACUCACCUCAACAACGGCUACUACACUAUCAUAGUGGAGAACAAGCUAGGACGCGAUGAGGCCACCGCCACUGGGAAGUUCAUGGACAACCCCUUUGAUCCAUUUGAUCCUGAGGGGAUAAUCCCAGUCCUUUCAACAGAUCCCUCAGUUUCCACAAACAAAUCGGAUGGGGACGUCACAGAGAACGCGGAAACUCGAGUGUUUGGCGUGUCUGUGGCCGUGGGGAUGGCUGUGUUUGCCUGCACCUUCCUUCUCAUCAUGGUUUUGGUUAUUAACAAGUGCGGCCAGCAUUCCAAGUUUGGCAUUCAUCGUUCAUCAGUCUUGGGCACUGAGGAUGACCUGGCGGUGUCGCUCCGUUUCAUGAACUUCGGAGGCAGCCCUCCCUCCUCAGAUGAGGACUCUGGCCUAUCCAGCUUUGUUGAAAAUCCACAGUACUUCUGUGGUAUCAUCAAGGACAAAGACAUGUGCGUCCAGCAUAUCAAGAGGCAGGACAUUGUGCUGAAGUGGGAGCUGGGUGAAGGAGCGUUUGGCAAAGUCUACCUGGCAGAGUGUGCCAACCUCAGUCCUGACAGUGACAAGAUGUUGGUUGCCAUCAAGACUCUGAAGGACGCCAAUGAGUCGACCCGGCAGGACUUCCAGAGGGAGGCCGAGCUGCUGACGGUGCUCCAGCACCAGCACAUUGUGCGAUUCUACGGAGUGUGUACGGACGGAGAGCCACUGGCCAUGGUGUUUGAGUACAUGAGGCAUGGAGACCUCAACCGCUUCCUCAGAGCCCAUGGUCCUGACGCUCGUAUCCUGGAGGAGGUGAAGAUGCCCCCGCUCGGUCAGCUCACUCUGCCCCAGAUGCUGCACAUCGCCGCCCAGAUCGCCUCUGGCAUGGUCUACCUGGCGUCGCUGCACUUCGUCCACCGAGACCUGGCAACCCGCAACUGUCUGGUGGGAGAGGGCCUGGUGGUCAAAAUCGGUGACUUUGGCAUGUCACGUGACAUCUACAGCACAGACUAUUACCGGGUGGGUGGACGCACCAUGCUGCCAAUCCGCUGGAUGCCGCCGGAGAGCAUCAUGUACAGAAAGUUCACCACGGAGAGUGACAUCUGGAGCUUCGGCGUGGUCCUCUGGGAGAUCUUCACCUACGGCAAACAGCCUUGGUACCAGCUGUCCAACAGUGAGGCCAUCGAGUGCAUCACGCAGGGCCGGGAGCUGGAGAGACCACGCACUUGUCCCAAGGAGGUCCACCUCCUGAUGCAGGGCUGCUGGCAGAGAGAGCCCCAGCAGAGGCUCGUCAUCAAGGACAUCCACAGCCGCCUGCUGGCUCUGGUCAAGAACCCCCCAGUUUACCUGGACAUCCUGGGAUAG
Myripristis murdjan (pinecone soldierfish) is the source of this 2409-nucleotide messenger RNA. RefSeq names its product neurotrophic tyrosine kinase, receptor, type 1 (gene ntrk1). Gene Ontology annotation, cellular component: axon; signaling receptor complex; plasma membrane. Lineage: Eukaryota; Metazoa; Chordata; Actinopteri; Holocentriformes; Holocentridae. The record is from RefSeq and is a predicted model, not a curated record. Bases 1 to 2409 code for a protein of 802 amino acids. The transcript is spliced from 17 exons. Gene Ontology annotation, molecular function: neurotrophin receptor activity; ATP binding; neurotrophin binding. Gene Ontology annotation, biological process: cellular response to nerve growth factor stimulus; positive regulation of kinase activity; nerve growth factor signaling pathway.